UGCGCGGCGGCGGCGGGGCCGGGCCGUGGCCAUGGAGCGCUGGUCCGGCCGCGUCGCGCUGGUCACCGGCGCCUCCGUGGGCAUCGGCGCGGCCGUGGCGAGGGCGCUGGUGCAGCACGGCAUGAAGGUGGUGGGCUGCGCCCGCAGCGUCGACAAGAUCGAGAAACUGGCAGCUGAGUGCCAGAGCGCCGGCUACCCGGGGACCCUCAUCCCGUACAAGUGUGAUCUCUCCAACGAAGAGGAGAUCCUGUCCAUGUUCUCGGCCAUCAAGACCCUCCACCAGGGGGUCGAUGUUUGCAUCAACAACGCGGGGCUGGCCCGCCCCGAGCCCCUGCUCUCAGGGAAGACGGAGGGCUGGCGGACCAUGAUAGACGUCAAUGUGAUGGCUGUGAGCAUCUGCACCCGAGAGGCCUACCAGUCCAUGAAAGAGAGAAACAUUGAUGAUGGGCAUAUAAUUAACAUUAACAGCAUGAAUGGCCACAGUGUGGUCCCACAGUCCGUGGUGCACUUUUACAGUGCCACCAAGUAUGCGGUGACAGCCCUCACAGAGGGGCUGAGGCAGGAGCUGCGGGAGGCAAAGACUCAUAUACGAGCUACAUGUAUAUCUCCAGGACUGGUGGAAACGGGAUUUGCUUUUAAACUCCAUGAUAAUGACCCUGAGAGAGCUGCUGCAACCUAUGAGAGCAUUCGGUGUCUCAAAGCUGAAGAUAUGGCCAAUGCUGUCAUCUAUGUCCUCAGUGCCCCCCCUCAUGUACAGAUCGGGGAUAUACAGAUGAGGCCCACGGAGCAGAUCUCGUAGCAGGAGCAGAGGCCCUCGGGCAGCACAGUGCAUCCACUCCACUUCAGACCCUCUGGCAAUCCAGGGUGUCAAAGGCUGGCUGGCAACGUUUUAAUCAAGUACCAAGGAUCAUGUUUGAAGAAUUGUUUUUCUCUCCCUCUCUCUGAGCUGGUGCUGGUGCUGAGCCAGUUUGAAAAAAAAAACAAACAAGCAACAACAAGUAGUGGGUCUCUUUUCUCCCCCACUCCUUUGUGAAACUGCUUAAGAGUAAAAUGUAUUUGAUGAUAAUGGAGGGAAGUGGUUUGUGGAAGAUUGUUGUCUCCAGGCUGGUUUAUUCUUCCUUUUGCUUUCUUUUCAAGGUUUGUUUGAUCUUAGUUGCUGAUGCUGUGUGUGGACCUAUGUGAAGUGGCACAAGAUGUUUGCCAGCUUCAGUGUGCUUAGGGUUUGAGAUUUUCAGUGGAUGUCAUACAUGAAUCCAUCUAAUAUUUGGGUUUAUUUUCAUCAGGUUGAUUACUGAUGGUGAUGAUGCAUGUGGUGUUUUCUAUUUCUUUUGUAUUCCACUGCCCUAAACCCAGCAUACAACCUCCCCCACCUCCCCAAGCCCUCCUUUCCCGUUCACAUGGAUCAUGCCUGCCAAGUUUGGGGAAGUAUAAAUGUGUGUGCUUGAUAUUUCUGGUUUUUUUUCUAGGUAGGUAAAUAGUUGGAGGAAAAGUACCUGUACUUGUGCAGGUUAGAACGAUAAUCUCAGUGGCAUAGUUACAGUAAGAGUGAGUUGUUUGGUAUUUUUAAUAAAAACUAAACGUGUGCUGUCUUGUGAUCACCUCUACCCGUGGUAUCAUCUCCCAGCACUCUCGAUGUUCUGUAUGUGAUAUUUGCAUGCAUUGACACUUUUCUGGAAACGUGGAUCAGUCUUAGAAAGAUGUCUGGUGCUGUUGAAAUGCUGGUGCUGAGGAGCUGGAAGUUUGCUUAUGAGGAGAGAUACAAACUCAGAGAGAGAGAGAGAGUGAAAUGAACCGUGCUGAAGGUGUCUGAGACGAAAAGAGACUUGUAGGGGUGUUUGCCUGCAAAGCAGCAGGUGGAAGGGCUGGGUCAGACCUCGUGUUAGUGCUACACUGGUGCAGCCCCAGUGUUUUGCUCUGGGUUUACUCUACUUGAGGGAGGAGAGAAUGGGCCUCAAAGCAGACACGUGCAGAGCUGGAGAGCACUGGAGUUGUCUCGAGACUCUUUGCAGUGUGGUCUGUGUGUGUCCAACUUCCUCUGGAGCUGUUGGACACGUUGCCUUAAGAUUUCAGAUCCGCUCCUGCUGGACUCUGUGCAGUGUUUCUGAGGGCAAAUGUUGGCUCAGGUGGAGCUGGGAUGGUCAGUUGGUCGGAGCAGAGGAUUGGAGAGCCUGAGAAAUUUGGGUUUGGAUGGUUUGGCUUACACCAGGAGAGCUCUGGGAGUCCAUCUGUGUCACCCCACCAUUAGGGAGGCCAGAAUUGGGCCACUACAACAUGAGUUCAACUCCCUGCACAGCCUCGGGCAAGUCACUUUUACCUCUCUGCCUCAGUUUCCCCAUCUGUAAAAUGGGGAUAAUAAUACUUACCUACCUCACAGGGGUGUUGUGAGGACUCACAAGCUUUUGUAAAGCACUUUGACCACGAGAAGCGCUGUGUAAGUGCUGAGUGUUGUAUGAAGUAUUAUUAUUAAUGAAACCUUGUGAUACCUAGAAUUUCCUUGUGCCAAAGGUGAGCAACUGUAGAAGGAUACAAGGAGAAAACUGGCAAAAUGUUCCUUCGUAAUGGCAAAACAAAGGCAAUUUGCCCCCUUUUUUUUUUUUCCUGUUUAUCAACCCAUGCCCAUGGUGUGUUCUGUCCAUUCCUCAUCUGUCACCACUUUCUACUGACAAGUGCACAGAGCCUCCUCUCUGGAUUUGGCUUUUUAAUUUACUGUGAGUGAAAUUCUUGCACAGCUUUAGUGCACUGCCCUCCUCCAGCUUGUUGAGGCCGUGGCUUUGUGUGGGUUCUCUGCACAGAGCAAAUCCAGCAGGUGCUCUGUGCAGUGUGUGCCAUCUUUUUUAAGAGAAAGGAGUUAAACUAGGAGUUGGAGGCCAAAAAAAAAAAAAAAAAAAAAAUUUGAGAAAUUGGGAACUUCUGAGAAGGGGGGAAAAAAAACAAGCAGGGAUGUGGUGAAACAUUGAAUUGGUGUCAGCAACUGCGUGCAAAGUUCAGCAGAUGUUGAAAUUCGUGGCUGAGGAGGGACCUAACUUAUCUCCCUGGAAAAGGAGGAUUUGGAGAGAAUUGCUCAAGAAGGGUAAUUUGGGUAAUUGCUCCCUGCAAACACAACCUGGCUGCCCUGCAGCCCUGGAAGUUGUUUGGUUUUUGUUUGGUUUUUUUUUCCCCCUCCUCAAGAACAUUUGUAACAUUUGCAAGUCUUGAAAUUGUGCCCAGUAUGUUUUUCCAUUUCAAGUGUGUUUCCAGGGGAUAAUUCCUGCUGCCCGUUCACCCCCCCCAUGAAGCAGAGCCCUGCAGAGGGCUCGGUGCGGGUUGUUUGGCCCUGUGGAACCUGGUGGCAUCUCCAGCCACCUUCCUGGGAUGAGAUGGGACACGACCCUGAGGCAUUUGAAACCCCCAAACGGGAGGAUCAACUGUGUAAUUUAUCAGUAGGUUUCUAAUUGUGAGCUGUAAAAUAAAGAAUAAAAAGAGAGGCACACUGUG
Messenger RNA from Corapipo altera (White-ruffed manakin), 3474 nucleotides. RefSeq names its product dehydrogenase/reductase 11 (gene DHRS11). Bases 32 to 799 code for a protein of 255 amino acids. Lineage: Eukaryota; Metazoa; Chordata; Aves; Passeriformes; Pipridae. Gene Ontology annotation, molecular function: oxidoreductase activity. The transcript is spliced from 7 exons. The record is from RefSeq and is a predicted model, not a curated record.